This is a messenger RNA of Aspergillus puulaauensis, 3684 nucleotides long. RefSeq names its product DNA-directed RNA polymerase III core subunit RET1 (gene RET1). Bases 1 to 3684 code for a protein of 1227 amino acids. Gene Ontology annotation, molecular function: ribonucleoside binding; DNA-directed RNA polymerase activity; DNA binding. The record is from RefSeq and is a predicted model, not a curated record. NCBI's taxonomy places the organism in Eukaryota, Fungi, Ascomycota, Eurotiomycetes, Eurotiales, Aspergillaceae. Gene Ontology annotation, biological process: DNA-templated transcription. Gene Ontology annotation, cellular component: RNA polymerase III complex. The transcript has 3 exons.
AUGCCACCCCGCAAGCGAGCCACGGCUCCUGUCAGUGUGCGAGCUGCGCAUUCUGCAGAGGCCGGAGCAUCGUCUAAAACGACGACGGAAUCUGCACGACGGAAGCGCGCCGCUCAAUCCAAGGAGGCUAAGGAGACGUCGAAUUCCGAGCACCCAACUCAAAGCGGAGAAGACCAUGCUGCCGAUACAGAGCAGACAGAGCAGGUUCCGGAGCCGCAAUACCCAUACCGUCACCGCGAUCCAUUUGAUGCGCUCCUGGAGCCCUUUUAUGCCAAUAAAUCUUUGACCGAUCCGAUUAACACUGCCAAAGACAAAUGGAAUUUGUUGCCCGCGUUUUUGAAGGUCAAGGGUUUGGUGAAGCAGCACAUUGACUCAUACAACUACCUUGUGGAAGUUCAGUUGAAGAAAAUUGUCGAGUCGAGUAAUACGAUUCGCAGCGAUGUCGACCACAAUUUUUAUAUCAAGUUUACCGAUAUCUACCUUGGAUUCCCUCGCCGAGCGGACGAGCCUCAGGAUGUCCGUACCGAAUUCGACGAAUCGACUGUGACUCCACAAGAGUGCCGGUUGCGCGAUACGACAUAUGCCGCUCCUAUCCAGGUCGACUUUGAAUAUAUUCGAGGCCGCCAGAGGGUGAGGAGAAAGGGUGUCGCUAUUGGUAGAAUGCCGGUUAUGCUUCGCAGUUCGAAGUGUGUGUUGGCGAACAAGUCCCCUGCGCAGAUGACCGUGCUCAACGAGUGUCCUCUUGAUCCUGGUGGAUACUUCAUCGUCAAUGGAACCGAGAAGGUGAUACUCGUUCAGGAACAGUUGAGCAAGAACAGAAUUAUUGUUGAAACGGAUCCCAAGAAAGAGAUAGUCCAGGCUUCAGUUACAAGUUCCUCAAACGAGCGUAAAUCUAAGAGUUACAUCAUCCUGAAGAAGGAUAGGUUAUACGUCAAGCACAACGUUCUUAGCGAGGAUAUCCCCAUCGUCAUUCUUCUCAAAGCGAUGGGCAUACACACCGACAAAGAAAUGAUGCUUUUAGUUGCUGGUGUGGACAAAGUUUACCAAGAAGAUUUCGCGAUCAACUUCGAGGAGGCCAUCAAGGUUGGCGUUUUUACACAGCAGCAGGCGCUUGAAUGGAUUGGUUCUCGAAUCAAGAUCAACCGUAAGCAGAUGUCUUACCGCCGAACCCACGUUCAAGAGGCUGUCGAGGCUAUUGCGUCGGUCAUCAUUUCCCAUAUCGAAGUCAAGGAUAUGAAUUUCCGUCCCAAAGCCAUUUACGUUGCAAACAUGGCUCGCCGUGUGCUCAUGGCCAAGAACGAUGCUGCUUUGGUUGAUGAUCGUGAUUAUUUGGGAAACAAGAGAUUGGAGUUGGCUGGGCAGCUGCUGGCUCUCCUUUUUGAAGAUCUUUUCAAGAAGUUUUGCUUCGAUAUCAAGAUGAACAUUGAUAAGGUUCUGAACAAGCGCAACCGAGCGGAGGCUUUUGACGCUUGGAGUGUUAUUGGCAUGCACAGCAAUCAUAUCACGCAGGGCAUGAACCGAGCUAUCUCAACAGGUAACUGGAGUUUGAAGCGUUUCCGUAUGGAACGUGCUGGUGUUACCCACGUGCUCAGUCGGCUGAGUUAUAUCGCCGCUCUCGGAAUGAUGACACGUAUCAGCAGUCAGUUCGAGAAGACGAGAAAGGUCAGCGGUCCCAGAGCUCUGCAACCCUCGCAGUUUGGAAUGAUCUGUCUGGCGGAUACUCCGGAAGGUGAAGCCUGUGGUCUUGUGAAGAACCUUGCCCUUAUGACACAUAUUACGACGAACGACGAAGAAGGUCCAAUAAGGAACCUUAUUUUCAUGCUUGGUGCAGAAGACAUCCAAACCGUAGGUGGGAAGGAGAUUUAUGCGCCUGGCUGCUACACAAUCUCAAUCAACGGUACACCAAUGGCGCUAACACGACGUCCGAAACAUUUCUUGAACGCAUUCCGAAGGCUACGGCGAAUGGGCAGGAUCUCCGAGUUCGUGAGUAUCUACAUCAAUCACCACCAGCGUGCUGUGCACGUUGCAACCGACGAUGGACGAAUUUGCCGGCCGCUCAUUAUUGUCGAAAAUGGCAAGUCGUGCGUCAAGAAGCAUCAUCUUCGCAAACUCCGUGACGGGACGAUGCAAUUUGACGACUUCCUUGCUCAGGGUUUGGUAGAAUACGUGGACGUCAAUGAGGAGAACGAUUCGUUGAUCGCAAUCUAUGAGAAGGAUAUCAGCGACACGACCACGCACAUGGAGAUUGAACCAUUCACGAUUCUAGGUGCUGUCGCUGGUCUGAUUCCUUACCCCCAUCACAACCAGUCUCCGCGUAACACCUACCAAUGUGCUAUGGGUAAACAAGCGAUUGGAGCUAUCGCAUCAAACCAGUUCCUCCGCAUAGAUUCCAUCCUUUACUUGAUGGUCUACCCACAGAAGCCCAUGGUCAAAUCACGCACGAUUGAAUUGACCAGAUAUGAUCAGCUUCCGGCCGGUCAAAACGCUACCGUUGCUGUCAUGAGUUAUUCUGGUUACGAUAUUGAGGAUGCACUGGUCUUGAACAAGGGCUCAGUCGACCGAGGCUUUGGCCGCUGCCAGGUCUUCCGCAAAUAUGUCACCAACAUGAAGAGUUAUUCCAACGGAACGAAGGACAUCUUGAACCCGCCCACCUAUGAGAACGACGCGCCAAUCAGGAAGCACGCUCUGCUAGAAAACGAUGGUUUGGCAGCCGUUGGCGAACAAGUCAAUUCUGGAGAGGUUUACAUCAACAAGUCCACACCAGAUCAAUCAUUGGCAUCAGGUUUCCCGGCAUCCGAUUCAGGCCGGCCGAUUAGCUACAAUCCGACCCCGAUGACUUACAAACUCCCUGACCCCUCCUACGUCGACAAGGUUAUGGUUUCCUGUACCGAGAACGAGAACCAAAUCAUCAAGGUUCUUACGCGCCAGACCAGACGGCCUGAAGUUGGUGACAAGUUUUCAUCCCGCCACGGACAAAAGGGUGUUACUGGUAUCAUUGCCGAUCAAGCGGACAUGCCGUUCACUGACCAGGGUAUCAACCCUGAUAUUAUCAUGAACCCCCACGGUUUCCCUUCCCGUAUGACAGUCGGAAAGAUGUUGGAGCUUGUCGCAGGCAAAGCUGGUGUUCUUUCCGGACAGCACGGUUACGGAACCUGCUUCGGUGGCAGCCCGGUUGAGGAAAUGUCCCAGAUUCUGAUCGACAAGGGGUUCAGUUACGGUGGCAAGGACUAUCUUACCUCCGGCAUCACUGGCGAAGCCCUCCCAUUUUACGUCUUUACCGGUCCCAUCUACUACCAGAAACUGAAGCACAUGGUUCAAGACAAGAUGCAUUCGCGUGCCCGUGGUCCCCGUGCCACGCUUACUCGCCAGCCAACAGAAGGUCGUUCUCGAGACGGAGGUCUGCGUCUCGGAGAGAUGGAGCGUGAUUGUUUGAUCGCGUACGGCACCAGCCAACUUCUCCUAGAGCGUCUGAUGAUCUCGUCCGAUCGCCACGAGGUUGAUGUCUGCGAGCAGUGCGGCUUUAUGGGUUACCUGAACUGGUGUCAACGAUGCAAGUCCUCGAGAAGCGUCGUGAAGAUGAUCAUCCCGUAUGCGGCCAAGCUUCUUAUCCAGGAACUUAUGAGUAUGAACGUGACAGCCCGGUUAAAGCUCGACGACGAGUUCCCUGAGACGAAGGGUCGGUAG